Messenger RNA from Cooperia oncophora, 663 nucleotides. The record is from the annotation of a GenBank genome assembly. Lineage: Eukaryota; Metazoa; Nematoda; Chromadorea; Rhabditida; Trichostrongylidae.
AUGCGAUAUCUGCAUCGAUUCGGUUAUCUGAACAGCCCAGCGCCCAGUCUACACGAAUUUCGCACCGGACUCCGAUUGUUCCAGGAAGUGGUAGGGGUGGAGCCGACUGGUGAACUCACUCCGGAAACAGUGGAAGCAACGAAGAGGACGCGCUGUUCACAAAAAGACACGAGAAAGGAUACGGGCAGAUCGAAAAGAUUUGAAGUAACCACCUGCAGCUCUCUCGGGUACGUCAAAAUGGGACAAAAAGCACUUUACUGGUCUGCACGAGCUGUCUCUCAAGUGCUCGACGAUCCAGAAGGCUUUGGCAGCUCUGGGCCUAAGGAAGCCUACAUGAGAGUGAAACCUACCAAAGAUCGUCUCAACCGAUGUAAGCCGCUUAGCAAUCGUAAACAAUUUGUUGACAUUAAGCCGCAUCACAAGCCUGAAGCUGACAUCAACAUACUGUGGGCUGAAGGAGCUCAUGGCGAUCAGUACGAAUUCGAUGGUGCUUCGGCAAAGAAGAACAUUCUGGCGCACACGUUCUUUCCCGGUCAUUCAGAACCGCUCAACGGUGACAUUCACUUUGACGACGCUGAGACCUGGGAGACUGACCUGACCGCGGCCACCAACCAGUUAGUUUCUCAGCAAUUUUUACAAGGGAAUUUUCGCUUUGUUCACUAA